UUCUUCUUCUUUUUCCUCAUUCCUUUCCUUUCCCCUAUUCUUAUCUCUCCUUUCGGUCAUCUAAUCUUCUUUCUUUCACUUCAGCCCCUCUCUCCCCUGUUCUUUUUAGGCAAUGGUUGGUUGAGGAAAAACUUAAACAGAUGUCGACAAUAAUGGAGAGAUGCAAGUCCAUGGUUAUAACAGGCCACUCCCUGGGAGGAACAACUGCUUCUCUUUUAGCUAUUUGUCUCCUUUGCCAAUCCAUGGUUUCACCUUCUCCAAUAUCAGUAGUAUGCGUCACAUUUGGUUCUCCCUUGCUAGGAAAUGAUGCACUUCAUCGGGUGAUCCUUCGUGAAAGAUGGGGAGGAAACUUUUGCCACAUCGUCUCCAAACAUGACAUUAUGCCACGGCUGCUCCUUGCUCCAGUAGCUUCCCUCAAUCCUCAACUUCAAAUCCUUCUACAUUUUUGGCACUUGUCCAUGACUCAUCGACACUUUGGACUAGUUGCUUCUCAACUAAAUGAUGAAAUCAAGUCUAGUAUUUUUUGCUUUGUAUUGUCUCAUCUAGAAGCUUUGGCGCAUGCAGAAGGGUCUGAGAGAAGUCCGUUCUGGCCCUUUGGGAGCUAUGUCCUUUGUACCCAUAAGGGAGCCAUUUGUGUAGAUAAUGCAAACUCUGUGGUCAAGUUGAUGCAUUUGAUGCUAGUCAUGAGCUCACCCAAUUGUGCAAUUGAGGACCAUCUCAAUUAUAGAGACUAUGUUGAGAAAGUUCAGUUACAGUUUUUGAAGGCUAGAAGCUUUCUCCAAAGGAACAUUUAUGAUUCAAGCUACGAAGCGGGAGUUGCUUUAGCGUUGGAGUCCUUAGAAAUAACUACCAAGGAACUUAUGGCAAGAAUGGGGCAAGACUGCCUGAAGAUGGCUAGGCGAAUGGGACGAACCCCAAACCUGAAUGGUGCGAAUCUAGCAAUAAGAUUGUCCAAGAUAACACCUUACAGAGCUGAAAUUGAGUGGUACAAAGCCUGCUGUGAUCAAGCUGAUGAUCAAAUGGGCUACUAUGAUUCCUUCAAGCUCAGAGGAGCCUCAAAGAGGGACUCUAGAGUCAAUAUGAACAGACACAAGCUUGCUGGGUUCUGGAACAGUGUGAUCUACAUGCUUGAAAAUAAUCAACUACCAUAUGAUUUUCUCAGGCGGGAAAAGUGGGUCAAUGCUGCCCAGUUCUACAAGCUUCUUGUUGAGCCACUAGAUAUUGCGGAGUACUAUCGAACUGGCAUGCUCCGUAUCAAAGGUCAUUACAGAACUCAAGGAAGGGAGAGGAGGUAUCAGAUUUUUGAUAAGUGGUGGAAUGAUAGAAGGGUUGCAGAGGAAGGAAACAAAAAGAGAAGCAAAUUCGCUAGCCUUACUCAAGAUUCAUGCUUUUGGGCGAAGGUAGAGGAAGCUCGGGAGUUCCUAGAUAAUAUUAGAUCCGAAACUGAUGUGAUGAAGAGAGUUUGGCUUUGCGACAAGAUUAAUGAUUUCGAAAGAUAUGCAAAAGAAUUGAUCGAGAGUAAAGAGGUUUCAAAAGAUGUACUCGUAAAGUACUCAAGCUACAGUCUUUGGAUGGAAGAAUGGAGAGAAUUGAAAUCACAAAUGCAGCAAUUCCCGUCUCAGUUUCCAAGUUUCCUAGACGGCGAAGUAGUUCCAUAGUUUAAAUUCCAGAAUAAGUAUGGUAAGUAAACUUUGUAAGAUAUUAUCAUAACAAGACAAUACAGAUAGUUACAGGGUUGUUUCGAUUAGUUAUUUGGCUAUAGGUAAAAGCUAAAAUUAAUAUAUAAUGAUUGAUAAUUGUUAUUAUUUAGGUUAAAAUCCUUUUUUGGUCUCCAAAUUAUUGUACGGAUCCUUGAUUUAGUCCUUGAACUAAAAAAAUCUCUGAUUU
Rubroshorea leprosula is the source of this 1887-nucleotide messenger RNA. Lineage: Eukaryota; Viridiplantae; Streptophyta; Magnoliopsida; Malvales; Dipterocarpaceae. The record is from the annotation of a GenBank genome assembly.